This is a messenger RNA of Symsagittifera roscoffensis, 2003 nucleotides long. RefSeq names its product phosphopentomutase-like. Gene Ontology annotation, molecular function: magnesium ion binding; phosphopentomutase activity. The transcript has 2 exons. NCBI's taxonomy places the organism in Eukaryota, Metazoa, Xenacoelomorpha, Acoela, Convolutidae. Gene Ontology annotation, cellular component: nucleus. Gene Ontology annotation, biological process: carbohydrate metabolic process; purine ribonucleoside salvage. The record is from RefSeq and is a predicted model, not a curated record. Bases 3 to 1868 code for a protein of 621 amino acids.
AGAUGAAUGACAUCGACAGCCAGCUGAAAUGUUUGGUAAAGAAUUGGUUGGAUUGGGACGAAAAUCCGGAAACAAAAAAAGAGAUAAUGCAACUUCAGGCCGUGGAGGACAAAAACGAGCUGAAACGAUUGAUGAGUAAAAGAAUUCAAUUCGGAACAGCUGGUCUGAGAGCACGUAUGGGCCCAGGUUUCUCUCAGCUGAAUGAUUUAGUCAUUAUUCAAACAACCCAAGGAGUUGCUUGUGUUUUGAAAAACGAAUUUAGUCCGGAUCAAAUUUCCAAGGGCGCUGUCAUUGGUUUUGACAAGCGUCACAAUAGUGAACGAUUUGCGAAACUAGCUGCGGCAGUUCUUCUACUUUCUAGUAUACCAGUAUAUCUGCUUAAGGAGUAUGCUCCCACGCCAUAUGUUGCCUAUAGUGUAAGAAAUUAUAAGCAUGUAGCAGGUAUAAUGAUAACAGCUUCUCACAAUCCAAAAGAAGACAAUGGUUACAAGUUAUAUUGGAGCAGCGGAGCUCAGAUAGUCUCACCGGUUGACAAGAUGAUACAAGAUCAAAUUGAACAGAACCUAGAACCUUUCAAGAGUGGACCCAAUAAACACGAUGAUCCUUGGAGCUAUGAUGACGUAAUAUCCAGCAAUGAGAAAACUGGCAAACUUUUGGAAAUAGAUGAAACUUGUUCAGAAGAUUACCAAAAUGAACUUUGUCGCCUCAAAAUGCCUUUAUUCACAGCCAUUUCUGAUGCUAUCAUAACGUAUACUGCGAUGCAUGGUGUAGGUUACAAGUUUGUUAGGGCGGCCUUCGAGAAAAUGGGGCUUCCGAGUGUUGUGCCUGUGGAAGAACAAUGCGAACCAGAUCCGGAAUUCCCGACUGUGAAAUAUCCGAAUCCAGAGGAAGGCAAGGCGGCGUUGGAUUUGUCUAUCAAGACUGCCAAUGAAAAGGGAAGUUCAGUGAUCCUUGCCAACGACCCGGAUGCAGACAGACUGGCAGUUGCUGAGAAGUUAUCCCCUGGCACGUGGAAAGUUCUGUCUGGAAAUGAACUGGGAACCUUGAUUGGCUGGUGGCUUCUGGAAAAUCACAAGGCGAGGAUUGAUAGAAACGAUGAAGUGGCACACUUAGACGGUUGUUACAUGCUUUCGAGCACCGUUUCUUCUCGUAUUUUGAAAACGAUGGCGGAAGUGGAAGGGUUUAGGUUUGAGGAAACUUUGACUGGGUUCAAAUGGAUGGGCAAUAGGGCGGAUCAAUUAAUAAAAGAGGGAAAAACUGUCCUGUUUGCUUUUGAAGAGGCAAUUGGUUACAUGUGCGGCUCAACAGUUUUGGAUAAAGACGGUGUAAGUGCGGCUUAUGUUGUUGCUCAACUAGUUCACUACCUCUAUGCAUCCAACUCGAAUCUGGUGCAGAAGUUGAAUGAGAUAUAUCGAAAGUAUGGUUCGCAUGUGACUCAUAAUUCUUACUACUUCUGCUAUGAUAGCAAAGUAAUUAAUAGUAUUUUUGAGCGAAUUCGGAAUUUUGAAAGUGAUGAGGAAAACAUUGCUGACAAAUAUCCUAAGUUUCUGAAUGGAAUUCCUCUUGAGAGCUUCCGAGAUUUGACAGCUGGGAUAGAUUCAUCUCAACCGGAGUACACACCGAUUCUUCCUACUUCAAAAUCGAGCCAAAUGAUCACCUUCUAUCUUUCCAAUGGGAUUGUGCUGACCGUGAGAACAUCGGGAACUGAACCGAAAAUCAAGUUUUACUCUGAGUUUUAUGACAAAAGUAAGAAGUUUGACAAUAAGGAGGAUGCUCAGAUGUUUCUCAAAAUGCACAUGAAGAAUAUAAUAAACUUUUUGAUUGAACCGGCUAAAAAUGGAUUAAUUCCAGCUGCCGGACUUGAGUGAAACUUUGGGCAAAAAUGUUAAUUUGUUAUCUAGAUAAAUGCUAUUUUUCAUGCCAAAUUCUUGAUUCUAUUUUUCAAUUUACCAGAUUAUGUACAGUUUCCUUCUGCCAUAAAUAAAGGAUAGCUUAUAUGUUUA